CCAACCUGAUAAGGCUUUCAGAGGACGGCAACAGGCCUCGUCUCAAACAGUUAUGGAGUAUGCCCAUGCAAACGAGUUCCGACUUGGCCUUGGCUUUGAUGUAGAUAUUGAAACUGGAUUGAUAGCCGCGGCAAGAGAUGAUCGCCGAGUGCAAUUAUUCUCUCUCCAUACCGCAGAAAAGAUCAGCGUGCUGGCCCUUUCCAAAUGCUUCGAAGACUUUCCCAAGUGUGUGAAAUUCUCAGAAGUUCCAAAGCAUCCAUUCGAACCAAACGAUUUGGCAAUAAGCUCAGGCGCCGCCAUAGAAAAUUUGACGUGGAGAAAAGAAAGUCCCUGUGCUCUCCGUUGAGGCACUUUAGGAGCUGAACAGAUUCAUCCAGCCAACUGACUUCUGAAAUAGAUCAGGGGAUGAAUCAUGUUGAGUUUAUGAUGGAGGCUCAGUCAAGACAACAAACUGAGCGGAACAUCACUACGAGCAUUUAUUC
Molecule: messenger RNA, 482 nt
Organism: Xylona heveae TC161
Lineage: Eukaryota; Fungi; Ascomycota; Xylonomycetes; Xylonales; Xylonaceae
Exons: 2
Coding region: 53-346 (97 amino acids)
Source: RefSeq, a predicted model, not a curated record